Messenger RNA from Danio rerio (zebrafish), 5702 nucleotides. The record is from RefSeq and is a predicted model, not a curated record. Lineage: Eukaryota; Metazoa; Chordata; Actinopteri; Cypriniformes; Danionidae.
UAGGCGGGUUGCAUAGAUUUCAACACCUUAUACACAGCCACACUCGCUGAUAUUACGCAUUCAGACCUGAUCCGCUGCCCGGGCUCCAGCGCAGCACACGGGCUAUGGAACGGGACACAUCUCCUCUCCUUCGCUCCCGCGAGCAGCAUGCGAGACGGGGACCGACAUGACAGCAAACAACCGAGGGACCAAAAGCGCUCCUUCCCCUGUGCGGCGGCGGCUCUGCGUGCUGCCGAGGCCGGGAGCGGGAGUCCGGCUGCUCCGGUACGCCGCGCUGGUGGCAGUGUGCGCGCUCUGCUACAGUAACUCUCUCUGGGGCGAGUUCGUUCAUGAUGAUAUAUGGGCGAUCACCAAUAAUCCAGAUGUCAAACCGGGCUCCAGCCUCCGGAGCAUCUUCACCAAUGACUUUUGGGGCAAACGGAUGGCUGAUAACACCAGCCACAAAUCCUACCGUCCGCUCUGCAUCCUCACUUUCAAGUUGAACAUUUUGCUGGGCGGCUUGACUCCAUUUUUCUUCCACCUGGUGAAUGUGUUCCUGCACUGCGUGGUGACAGCGCUGCUCAUGUACACCUGCCAGCAGUGUGUGUUCGAGGACAGCAACUUCUCCUUCCUCACCGCACUGCUGUUCUCUGUGCACCCCAUUCACACUGAAGCUGUGUCUGGGAUUGUCGGGAGAGCAGAUGUGUUAGCCAGCAUGCUGUUCCUCCUGGCCUUUCUCUCCUAUAUUAGGAGUGUGUCACCUAUCAGGAGUGCGGAUGAGUUUCCUCCUACAGUGUGUGUGUGGUCUCUGGCUCUAAGCCUGUUGUUGGGCACCUGUGCCAUGUUGGUGAAAGAAACCGGGGUGACGGUGUUUGGGGUGUGUGUCCUCUAUGAUUUCCUGGUGCUCUGCCGCAAACCGCUCAUCUUGCACCUGUCCCGCUCCAGGCUGAAGGAGCUCGGCAGAAUUUCCUCUCCGUUCGUCAAACGUGCUUGUGUCGUCUCGUUACAUGUUACAGUCAUCAUGUCUGUCCGCUUAUGGCUGAUGGGUGGAUCCAUGCCGCUGUUCUCCGAGCAAGACAAUCCUGCAUCCUUCUCUCCAUAUCUGCUCACCAGGUUCCUCACAUACUGCUAUCUGCUCGCUUUCAACGCCUGGCUCCUGCUGGCUCCCAUAAUGCUUUGCUACGACUGGCAGGUGGGCAGCAUUCCUUUAGUGGAGUCUCUGUGGGACGGACGCAAUAUUGCCUCGCUGACUUUGGCUCUUGUCAUGCUGGCAUUGAGCCUGAACUGUGUUACAUGCCUACAGAAGAUGAAAGGGAAGGAGGUGUUGGUGGGCCUGCUGUUCCUGGUCUUUCCCUUCAUCCCAGCCAGUAAUCUGUUCUUCCGCGUGGGAUUUGUGGUGGCGGAAAGAGUUCUCUACAUGCCCAGUAUGGGUUACUGUAUUCUGGUGGUCCACGGGCUGAACAGACUGUAUUCGGUGGUCAGUCGAUGGGGAGCAGCUGCUCUGACCGUGUCCAUGCUGGUCGUCCUCCUCCUGUUCUCCUGGAAAACCGUCCAACAGAAUGAGAUCUGGCUCUCCAGAGAAGCCCUGUUCAGGUCUGGCAUUCAGACUUUACCUCACAAUGCUAAAGUACAUUACAACUAUGCCAAUUUCCUGAAGGACAAAGGGCGAAACCAAGAAGCCAUUUACCACUAUAAAACAGCCCUCAGACUGUACCCUCGCCAUGCCAGUGCUCUGAAUAAUCUCGGCACAUUGACUCACCAGGCGGAGGAGGCUGAGGUUUAUUACAGGAGAGCGCUGGACAUUAACCCUCAACACAACAGAGCCCUCUUCAACCUGGGAAACCUCCUCAAAUCUCAGGGGAAAGAGGAAGAGGCGGAGCGCAUGCUGAAAGAAUCGAUUCGGUUCGGCCCUCAUUUCGCAGAUGCGUACUCCAGUCUCGCCUCUCUAUAUGCUGACCAGGGACACUCAAAAGAAGCGAAUGAGAUUUAUACCAAGGGUAUUGAGAACUGUCCUGAAAGUUCUGACCUACAUAACAACUAUGGCGUGUUCCUGGUGGACACAGGUCGUGGGGAUCGUGCGGCCUUUCAUUACCAGGAAGCUGUGCGUCUCAAGCCAGCUCAUUAUGUUGCCAUGGUGAACCUGGGUCGUCUUCUCCGCUCAUCCAAUGAUAAUAAAGAGGCAGAGCUGUGGUACAAAAGGGCCCUGCAAGUGGUCCGUAAAGUGGAUAUCCUGACUCCUCUGGGUGCUUUAUACUACAACACAGGUAGAUAUGAGGAGGCUCUGGAGGUUUACAGAGAGGCGUCCACACUGCAGCCUGACAGCACAGAUAUCUGGCUAGCCCUGGCGCAGGUUUUAGCCAUGGCAGGUCGCUCUACGGAGGCAGAGAAAAUGACCCUGGGCAUCAUUUCAAAGACCAGCAACUGCAUUGAAUGUUACCGCUUGUUGUCUGCCAUCUACAGCAAACAAGGCAACCACACUGAGGCUCUGGAUGCAUUGAAGACGGCACUGCAGCAGGAAUCUUCAGAGCCUGCGGUGAGGGCAGAGCUGCACUUCUCAAUGGGAAACCAGCUUCGAGAAAUGAACGAGCUGGAUCGAGCCUUCCAGAGCUACAAGCUUGCUGUGGAGCUCAAACCCGAGCAGUCGCAAGCCUGGAUGAAUAUGGGUGGCAUUCAGCAUAUCAAGGGAGACUAUGCAGCAGCACGAAUGUACUACCAAAGAGCUCUUCUCCUCUCCCCCGACUCCAAACUGCUGAAGGAGAAUCUGGCCAAGCUGGACAGACUGGAGAAAAAGCUGCAAGGGGCCUAGAAGAACAGCGUGACCCAAACCAUCAGCCAAAUGAUGGAGGACAAGAGAGGCAGAAGAGCCCAAAUAAGACUCAGGAGAUGAUUAAUGACUGCUUUUUCCCCUCCAUGCUUUACACAGGGGGCUCUAGGAUACAACUCCUCCAAAUAUGACUCUUUUUAAGCCACUACAUCCAGGGCUGGACAUGCAGAUACCACUGACCUCCCCUACAUGAAAAAGUACUAUAAUAACUUACAGAAAAAAAAUGAUAGUGUUUUAAACCAUACUUUAGUAAAGCACUUGAAUUAAUGCAUUAGUUCACGAUACUUGCUAAAUGAACACAGUCACUAUAGUAGUAUAAACAAAUGUGGUGGUUCUACAGUUGCUAUGGUAACACAAAAGCUGUAGUGAUAUAAGCAGAUUUGGUGAUACUAUAGUUGUUAUGGCAACACAACCACUGUAGUAAUAUAAACAAAUGUGGUAAUUCUAUAGUUGCUAUGGUAACACAACAGCUGUAGUAAUAUAAACAAUGUGGUGAUUCUACAGUUGCUAUGGUAACACCACAACUGAAAUGUACACAGAUGUGAUGAUUCUAUAGUUGCUAUGGUAACACAACACCUAAAAUGUAAACAGACGUGAUGAUUCUAUAGUUGCUAUGGUAACACAACACCUAAAAUGUAAACAGACGUGAUGAUUCUAUAGUUGCUAUGGUACCACAACUAUAGUAGGAAAACACUUUGAUUCAAUAGUUAAUAUGGAAACAACAACUAUAGUAAUAUAAACAAACAUGCUAAUUCUGUAGUUGCUAUGGUUACAUAACCACUAUAGUAAUAUAAACAAACAAUUAAUGGUUCUAUAGUUGCUAUGGUAACAUUAAAACUAGUCAUUUAAAAAGAAAUGGUGAUUCUAUUGUUGUUAUGGUAACACAACUACAGUAGCAUUAAAUGUGAUUUAAUAGUUACUAUGGAAACAAUAACUAUGGUAAAAUAAACAAACUGGGUGGUUCUAUAGUUGCCAUGGUAACACAACCACUAGUAAUAUAAACAAACAAUUGGUCAUUCUAGUUGCUAUGGUAACACCAAAACUAUAGUAAUUAAAAGGAUGUGGUGAUUCUAUAGUUGCUAUGGUAACAUGAAAACCAUAGUAAUACAAACAAAUGAGGUGAUUCUAUAGUUGCUAUGGUAACACAACAACUAUAGUAAUAUAAACAAAUGAGGUGAUUCUAUCGUAGCUAUGGUAACACGAAAACUAUAGUAAUAUAAACAAAUGUGGUGAUUCUAUAGUUGCUAUAGUAACACAACAACUAUAGUAAUUUAAACAAGCAGGCUGAUUCUAUAGUUGCUAUGGUAAAACGAAAACUAUAGUCAAAUGGCCCAAUACUGUAGUUUCCUUCAACUAUAGUGCAUUGUAUACUACAAUACACCACAGUUUACUGUAGUAAAAACUACAAUAUUUAUUACAGUUUAUCAGUUCACUAUAUUUAAUACUACAGUGUGUUGCUGGAGUAUUCGUUAAAGAGUUGUAGAUAUUCUAAUAUAUGCAGUAUAAUACACUUUACUAAAGUAUGGUUCGUAAACACUGUAGUAUUUACUAUAAAUACUAUAGUAUUUUCAUCAUGUGGCACAGCAGCAUAUUUCAGAAGUUCUCGCCAUUUUCCCUGUUUGUUCUUGAUUUAUUCCAGGAUGUUCGAUCUCUGAGAGGGAUUUUUUGGGAUGUGGGGUCGUUCCACUCGACCGCUGCGACUCUGUUCUGCUUCACUGAUUGCAAAGCCUCUGAAAGCGUUUUGGACAAAUGCUGCGAGUUGUUAUGAAAUAUGACUGGGCAUCUACUAUGUUCCAUGAACAUGGCAGAUUUUUACAUAAGAAGUGAUUUUAAAUGAAGGAAAAGCCACAGGGUUUUCCAUCGUGUGCUUUAAUUUGAUUGUUUAUCAAGCGUCAAUGUUGUGGAAUGUAUUUUGGACUAAAGGCGUAUUGACCUGUGCAGUGAAUUACAUAUCAUAUUUUUCCUCCUCGAUAAGCUAGAAUGCUGAAUUCAGUUUCAAUUUCAAUCAGGGCUUGAUGUUAAUAUUUUUAACCUAGUGGUUUUCCAAAGUUACAAGUGGCUAAUUUUGUUUUAUUAUUAUUAAACCUGACCAUUGCAUGCUAAAAUUUGCUUGUCAGGGCAUUUUUUUCUUACUUAAAUGACAUUUUCCCCUAACCUUUUAUAAUUCGUCAUUUUUUUAAAUACUUUUAUGAAAAUACAAUAAAAAUGAAAUGAAAAUGGCACUUAAAUAUGCAUUCACAGUCAGAUUAAUGAAGCUCAAAUAUAGCAUGAGUGCAUUAACUGCAAAAAUAAGCUUAUGAUCUACCAUUUCUUUUUAAUAUACACAUUUAAAAUGCAGUCAUACCUUUGAAUAUGAAAGUAAACCAAGUAGCUUUUUUUAAAGACUCAGCCAUUCAUCGCAAAAAAAAAAAAACAGCAUCUAAAAUGUGAGUCACUUAAUAAUAUUAAAACUCCUCCAAUCUGAAUAGUCAAAACUGAAAGGAUGAGGAUGGAUAUUUGUAAAAGAAGCAUCCCUGAUCAUCACACUAAUUAACAAGAGGAUGAUCGGACAAACUAAACAGUCAAAACUCAAAUGAUGAGGAUGGAUAUUUGUGAGAACAGCAUCUCUGAUCAUUAAAAUGAUUAAGCAGACAAUGAUCAGAUGUUAUAAAUGUAGCAUAUUUGUUUGUGUGUUUAGGGUUCAGGUUAGUCUUCAGUUGUUUUGAUGUUCAUGAAAAUCUAAAGUCUCUGUCACACACGAACAGGCAGCAAGAGCCUCGACUGAAAAUCUCAAUGAAUCUCUUUCAUGUUGAAGAUUACCUGUCGCACUGGGCUCUCACUUGCUCUUCAGAAAAAUCCACUUAUCCCGAACAAGCCUUACUGUCAAGUCCUGUUAAAUAAAAUCCAUCUUUCCAAUGUG